Molecule: messenger RNA, 4356 nt
Organism: Thunnus maccoyii (southern bluefin tuna)
Lineage: Eukaryota; Metazoa; Chordata; Actinopteri; Scombriformes; Scombridae
Gene: grk3
Product: G protein-coupled receptor kinase 3
Exons: 21
Coding region: 2223-4289 (688 amino acids)
Biological process (GO): regulation of signal transduction; protein phosphorylation; G protein-coupled receptor signaling pathway
Molecular function (GO): G protein-coupled receptor kinase activity; G protein-coupled receptor binding; ATP binding
Source: RefSeq, a predicted model, not a curated record
CCUCUCCCCGCCGCAGUGGGAGGAAGUUGAACCACAAAGCAAGCAGUGCUCGCAGAAAAAUACAGAAAAAAUAUAUCGAAGGGGGGACUUCAACUAAAACAUGUGCCAUAUUGGAGCUGGAAAACGAACAGCCUAACCGAAAAGGAGCAGACAGUGUCGCCCUGGCUGGCACACGGCACACGGGAAGGCAGCGGACGGACACUUGGUUGUAGCCGAGUGAGGGGCUCCUCUGCACGGAUAGCCUGGUAGGCAGGAGUCGCUCGGGGGCUGGCGGAGAACAGUACGACGACCUGCUCGGCGGCUCUCCUCGUUUUAUUUGAGAUAUUGCAGGAGAAGCGCACCACCACAGUGUCGUUAUAUGUAUUUUAACAUCAACCAGGGUGGUCGAAAUUGUUCUCCACCCCGUUGCUUUAUCAGUUAAUCGCCGAAAAGUUGCCGUUUAACGGGCAAACUAAACUACCGCUGGCCAGCCGAUCUCCAUCUCCCAGCGCUCCCUCCCCCUCCUCCACCACCGCCAGCCCGCAGUCAGUCGCUCUGUGCUGGGUCUCCAGGAGAGGAGGGUCCCCCCCCCCCCCUCAACCACCCCCGUAACGCUCGGGGUAACUCAACAAGCAGAUAUGGAUUAUUUUGUGCGAUUUUAUCUUCAUUUUUGAACGCACCGGACUCUUCGGAAGACUGUUUUUUCCUUCUUCGGAAACGCUGCAAGACUUCCCCCGAUACGAGCCGCCAGUUGAGUCGCUGCCGUUAGCUUAUUAAGUGAACCGCUGUCUGAAAUCGAGCCAGUGUUGCUGUUAGUCUGCCAGCUAGUGACUCAAGAGCAUUUUUAAUGUAUCUGCUGGAUUUAAAUAAUCAGAAACUAGAUGUACUGCUUAACCACUCUCCACCUUAUUUGUUAGUUAGCCUGCCGGCUAGCAGGUUUCAUUUUGCUAGCUAGCGUGGUAGCUAACUAGCAGACGAACCCAAAUAUCGAUAUUGCCAGCAGGCUAAAACAAGUUAGCUCUCGGGCGUGUGGAUUUCGCGUGUGAGUCCUUAAUUACACCCUCUUGCUUGGACUGGAUUUAGUGCUGAACCUUUAAUAAUCUUUUCGGGCGACAUUUUUGUUGUAAUUGAUGAGCCGAUAAGGAACAUUUGAGCACUCAACGUUGCACAGGAAGCCAACAGCAGCAGCAGCAACAGCAACGACGGCGGCGGCGGCAACAUAAACACCAGCCGUGUGUGGAUUUUCUGGCAUGCAAAACACGAGUCCUGCUUUCUCUGUGACCCGUGCAUGUGUGCUUUGAUUAUUACUGCUUAUCUGAGAGAUUUUGCAUUUUUUUUGGGGUGCACCAGCUGAGAUAUUAAGGACGACGAAGCAGCAGCAGCCUGAUGAUCUACAUUUCAACCUGUCGCCCUGUGUCCUCCCUCCUCAAUUUCCCCUCUUUUCGGUCUCACUGAUUGUUGUUUGAGACAAGGAGAAGCAACUACACGUGUCCCCGUUUUCUUACAGUACAGCUGCUUUUUUUUCUUCCUCUUCUUCUACUGUGCAGCCAUUUCACUAACAUCACAACAGUUUUUUUUUCGACAGCACAGUGUUUACAUUUUAGGGAGGAAAAACCAGCCCCUGAACCAGGAAAAACCCCUCUGAAUCACAUGCAGCACUGGAGACAAACCAGUCGUUUGGACACAUUUCCAAUCAAGAGGAGCAAAAGACUCUCCACAGACCUGUAAUUAGGAUUUUUGACAACUGUAUCCAGAUCCAGCAUCUGGUGCAUGAGACACGCCACAAUACUAUAAUAAAGCGAGCAAGUGCUGGCCUCAAAACAACAUCUCACCAGCCUUUUCCUUGCAUGAUUUUCCACCCUUUUCCUCACAACACGCCCGUGAGAAACCUGCAUUUUUGCACUAAAUGGGAUUACAAGCGCGGUGAUCUUGCAGCCCUGGUGAUUGCAUAUAUUUCUCGACUAGCUUGUCACCCAAUGUCUUCCCUCCUGAGUUUCCUUUUUUUUCUGUCACAAUGAUGGUAGUUUGAGUCUUAAGUGAGCAACAGACUACAGCCUGAGACAAACGACACAUUUCCAGUCGAUGGUCAGCCCCGCCGUGCGCUCAGCUGGCCCUGUCACGCACCUUGGCACCUUGAUGUUGGUCAUAUCUGGUGGAGGACAUUGUUUUUUUUUAAUUCCCUAAAACAAAACCCAUCCUCAAGCCCGGUUAUUUUAUUGAUUUGGUCGUCCCAGGGUCGAAAGAUGGCGGACCUCGAAGCAGUACUCGCCGAUGUCAGUUAUUUGAUGGCGAUGGAGAAAAGCAAAUCUACUCCAGCGGCCCGGGCGAGUAAGAAAAUCAUCCUGCCUGAGCCCAGUAUUCGCAGUGUGAUGCAGAAGUACCUCGAGGAGAGAGACGAACUGACAUUUGACAAAAUUUUCAACCAGAAGAUCGGCUUCCUACUGUUCAAGGACUUCUGUAUGAACGAGAUCGACGAGGCCGUGCCGCAGCUCAAGUUCUACGAAGAAAUUAAGGACUACGAGAAGCUGGACUCGGAGGAGGAGAGGUUGAGCCGCAGCCGGCAGAUUUACGACGGCUACAUCAUGAAGGAGCUGCUGUCCUGUUCACAUCCAUUUUCUAAGAAAGCAGUGGACCAUGUACAGAGUCACCUGGCAAAGAAACAGGUUCCCCCCACUCUCUUCCAGCCAUACAUAGUGGAGAUCUGCGACAGCUUGAGAGGGAAGAUCUUCCAGAAGUUCAUCGAGAGCGACAAAUUUACUCGUUUCUGCCAGUGGAAGAACGUGGAGCUCAACAUCCAUCUGACCAUGAACGACUUCAGCGUGCAUCGGAUCAUCGGCAGAGGCGGUUUCGGAGAGGUGUACGGCUGCAGGAAGGCCGACACGGGGAAGAUGUACGCCAUGAAGUGUUUGGACAAGAAGAGGAUCAAGAUGAAGCAGGGAGAGACUCUAGCGCUCAACGAGAGAAUCAUGCUGUCGUUAGUCAGCACAGGGGACUGCCCCUUCAUCGUGUGUAUGACGUACGCCUUCCACACCCCCGAUAAACUCUGCUUCAUCUUGGACCUGAUGAACGGGGGCGACCUGCACUACCACCUGUCUCAGCACGGCGUCUUCAGCGAGAAAGAGAUGCGUUUCUACGCGGCUGAAAUCAUCCUGGGUCUGGAGCACAUGCACAACCGCUUCGUCGUCUACAGAGACCUCAAGCCAGCUAAUAUCCUGUUGGAUGAACACGGCCAUGUUCGUAUCUCCGAUCUCGGCCUGGCCUGCGACUUCUCCAAGAAGAAACCCCACGCCAGUGUCGGUACUCAUGGUUACAUGGCUCCAGAGGUCCUUCAGAAGGGGACGGCGUACGACAGCAGCGCCGACUGGUUCUCCUUAGGCUGCAUGCUCUUCAAACUCCUCCGAGGGCACAGUCCCUUCAGACAGCACAAGACCAAAGACAAACACGAGAUCGACCGCAUGACGCUCACCAUGAAUGUGGAGCUGCCAGACUCCUUCACCGCUGAGCUCAAAGAUCUGCUGGAGGGGCUUCUGCAGAGAGAUGUUUCCAAGAGGCUGGGAUGCCAGGGCAGAGGAGCCCCGGAGGUGAAGGAGCAUCAGUUUUUCAAAGGCAUUGACUGGCAGCAGGUUUACCUGCAGAAGUACUCUCCUCCUUUAAUCCCUCCCCGGGGAGAAGUCAACGCCGCGGAUGCUUUUGACAUCGGCUCUUUUGACGAGGAGGACACCAAGGGCAUCAAGUUGCUGGACAGCGACCAGGAGCUGUACAAGAACUUUCCUCUGGUGAUAUCGGAGCGCUGGCAGCAGGAGGUCGCGGAGACGGUCUACGAAGCCGUCAACUCAGACACGGACAAGAACGAAGCUCGCAAGAGGGCCAAGAACAAGCAGCUCGGCCAUGAAGAAGACUACGCGUUGGGGAAGGACUGUAUAAUGCACGGCUACAUGUUGAAGCUGGGGAACCCGUUCCUGACUCAGUGGCAGCGUCGAUACUUCUAUCUCUUCCCCAACCGUGUGGAGUGGAGGGGCGAGGGCGAGUCACGGCAAAACCUGCUGACGAUGGAGCAGAUCGUGACGGUGGAAGAAACGCAGAUUAAAGACAAGAAGUGCAUCCUGCUGCGCAUCAAAGGAGGGAAGCAGUUUGUGCUGCAGUGCGAGAGCGAUCCAGAGUUCGUGCAGUGGAAGAAAGAGCUGACCGAAGCGUUCACAGAAGCCCAGAAGCUGCUGCGCCGCGCCCCCAAAGUCAUCGGGAAAGGCCGGGCCGGAGUGGUGGAGCUCUCCAAACCUCCCCUCACACACCGCAAUAGCAAUGGCCUGUGAAUACACACACACACACACACACACAUAUACUGCAUACACACACACACACACACACACAUGCGCUCUC